AUGGCGUCUUCCAAAGCAUCGAAUGCCGGAAGUAGCUACAAGGAGCAGAGAGAGCAGAAGGUUCUUGAUGUCAUGUUUCUCUGUGACGAAUGGAAAUCUUCAAAGGGUGGAUUAUCAACUUUCAAUCGAGAAUUUGCCAUUAAUUUGGCACAAGCAACGACUGGUAGCAUGACAAUCCACUGCUAUGUCUCUAAUAGCGAUGAUCGGGACAGAGAAGAUGCUAAACAACAUGGUGUCAAUUUAAUCACAGCCCGAAGUGUUCCUGGUUCAACCGACCGCCUCGAGGGCUUGAAGUUUUCACCCUCAGAGCUCCCAAACCCACAUCUGGUGAUAGGCCAUGGAAGAAAACUGGGUUGUCCUGCGUAUUCCCUCCUACAGAAUACAAAGUGUAAAUGGAUCCAAUUUGUUCACGUCUACUGCGAGGACCUUGGGAAAUAUAAAGAAUCUGCCACGGCUGCAGAAGAUACAAUCGAAGAGAACGAGAAGAAGCAUAAGAUGGAAAUUGAGUUGUGUGAAGCAGCGGAUGCAGUUGUCGCCGUCGGCUCCCGUCUACAACGGAAGUACAGCAGACGUCUCCUUAAUGUUGAAGUGAAGAUUAUCACUCCUGGGAUCUUUGGAAGGUUUUCCAAUGAAUCAAAGUUGGCUGUAGACAGAUCGGUAGUAAAGAAUUUUAAUGUGUCUUUGUUUGGCCGAGCUGCCUUUGAGGAUCUUUCCCUGAAAGGCUAUGAUGUAGUCGCAAAUGCCAUUGGUUCUCUUGGUGAGAACUUUGAGUUGACAUUUGUCGGCUCAUCUCCCGGUGAACAACGAAAAGUUGAGCAAUGGUUUCUUGACAACACGUGUAUCAACCGCAACCAACUAACCAUCCGUCGAUAUUGCUGUGAACAAGAGGAACUCAAGAUGAUGUUCUAUCAGUCAGAUUUGGUUGCUCUGCCAUCUCGCACCGAAGGAUUUGGGCUUGUUGCCCUUGAGGCCAUUUCUGCUGGUGUUCCUGUUCUUGUCUCUGGCGAAUCUGGCAUAGCUGAGGCUUUGCAAAAGGUAGACGGUGGAAACACUGUCAUUGUUGGAUCAGGUGAAAAUGAAGAUGAAUGGGCACGAAGGAUCAGAGAGAUGUAUCGAGAAAGCGCAGAAGAGAGAGAAGCCAAAGCUGUGAAGCUUCGCGAGAACUACAGGAAGGUUUACUCUUGGAAAGCAGAAUGCGAGAGGUUUAAAGGGCUGAUUGAAAAUGUUAUGAAAACUGCAAAUGGUGAGUGUACUUCUUCAAUUCUUCCUUUUGUUCAGUACAUUAGCUGAAAUUUUAUGCAACUUGUAUGAAGCUAAACCUUAUGUGUGGACUGAGCCACAUAAGGUAAACUGAAUACUGGUACAUGUAGAUAAACACAAGAACGAGUGAAUUGCACCUUUAGUCCUGAGUUGUUACAUUUAUCUAGACUUGUAGUUGGACUACAAGUGUUCAAGUGCAUUGUCUUUUUGAGUGCUUUUUGAUAUAAAAAAUAACUCUAUGUUAGUGUACAGAGUGUCAUAUAUCUGCCACCGAUCAGAUUGCUGCAUUAGGGCAUUUAUCUUGCACCAAUGAGAUUGUCACUUAAGGGUAUGUAUCUUGCACCAAUCAUAUUACAGCAUUAGGAUAUCUUACACCAUUCACAGCAUUUGUGUAUUGUUUUCUUGCAAAUUAUGUCAUCAAAUCAGGGGACUGUGCAGAAAGAAUGGUCUUCACCACAAAUUUUGGGCUCAUUUGUUAAGUGUAAUGGUUUGUGGGCUUUGCCUUAAGGUUGAGAUUUAUCAGGAUAUGGAAGGAUCACAUCUGACUUUUUGUAUCAUUUUUAAGUUAAAAUAUGUUUUUCCUUUCUUUUACUGAUGAUGCACUUACCAAACAACUCACAUUCCAUCAAGUACCAUAGAAAUAAUCUUUAAAGUCCAAUCAGAACAUACCCAAUCAUUGCACUACAUGAACACUGUGUAAUUUUUCAUGUGCUUGAAUUAUACUCUACCAAUCAAAUUCCACUUUGCUCCAUCAUGUGUCAUUUCCUCGUAAACAACCUGCAUUCUAUCACAUAUUCCAAAUGCAUUUUCCAACUCCACCAAAAAAAAUUCACACAAAACUAAAUGGGACUGAUGGUGAACUUUCCAUGCAACUGCUACCAUGGACUUAACCCAAUUGCAUGUCAAUUCAUUGAAAACAACCUGCAUUUCAUCAUGUAUUUCACACACACAGGGCAAAGUCCAGAUGGGCAACAACCAAUCAAGCGGCCCUCUUUGAAUUAUUUUCCUUUUCUCCUGUUUAACGUAUCCUAACUUAUUCAAGGUUACGAUAUAUCUUUGGUGAGGUUCUGUUGGAAAUACAACAGAGUUUCAGUUUGCUUUUUGUCAUAAAGUUAGGUGGAAUUCUAUUUUUUGGACAACUAACUGUAGAUAAAUAAUUUUCAUUUCCUCUCUGUUAGAGGAACAGCAGAGAGUGUGGUCUCUUUUGCAACUGUUAUUUGGUGUCUUCACGCAACAUGCUCUCUUUCAAAAGGGGAAUAGAAGGUGUUGUUUGAUGGGACCAAACUAUGGCAGUGAAGGAGACAACAGUUAGUGUGGCACUGAUGCAUUUAAUUUUUGCUUAGAAGUAUUUGGACAAUAGAGAAAAUAGGCCACAAAAUACCUGUGUGGGUUCAGAUAAAUUACAUUUUUAUUUUCUUUCUCUUAAGGGGAAGUAAUACAAUAUUUUCGUUUGUUUACAAAAAUGAAAACAUUAGUUACACAAAAUGUCCCAUCUCAACCCACCCAGCCAUGAAAAUAACUCUUGCAUGCUAGACAUGCUUAUGUUUCAUCUUAGCUAAGUCUGUUUAGAUAUUUCCAUGUUUGAAACUGUUAGUAAUAUUUUAAAUCAUUGAGAAUUUUGAUUCUACUAUGGAAUGAGAUAAAGAUGCAAAAGAAACUGAAACUGAAGCAAUAUAUUUACUGUAUGUGGUAAUCAUUUUCAUUUGUUCAAGUUGUUGUUGGUAUCUAUUCAUUGGUAAUAAGCUCUAUGUUUGAUUGGUAUUGCCUCAUUGUAAUGUUCUCACAUUUCAGUGGUAAAUUAAAUAGGAAGUGAAAAAACCUUGUUAUAUUAGGAUUAAAUUUGACUGUUACAAUUUAACAGGUGGUGAAAUGAAUAUUAAGGUUGAUGUGGAUGACUUGAAACCUGAAGAACAGAAUAUGCAGACUGGCAUGUUGGCAACAGAGUCUGUCAGAUGCCAAGAAGUUCAGCAGGGUAGAGCAUCUACUACAUCAGCUGCAUCUGUAAGUGUGUCCUAUCCACAGACAGUAGAUCUCCAGACUCGUAAAGAGGAACUCUUUAUAUCAAUUGUUGGAAAUUAUUUCCAGACCACACCACCACGUUCCGGUGAAGAGCACAAUGAGUUUAUGGAAUAUGUAGAAAAAAUGAGGCUCAUCAUUAAUGGUGUCUCUAAAGGAAGUUUGGUGAUAACGGUGAAGUGUGAAUCUCUAAUGAUCUUGGAGGACUUGUGGACAGAUUACUCAUCUGGUCAUCUUGGUGAAGUGGUUCAGAAUUGUUUUGUAACUGAAAAGAUCUUGAAGGAACUGAAACUGGCCGAGCUGAGGCUGAAGACAACAAUGGAUGUAGAAGAGUACAAUGCAUGCAAAAUGUUCUUUGAGAAAGAUGCACUUAGAGGUUGGUAGAAAGUAUGUAACAAGGCCUGGUCCUACUAUGAAAUAUUUGUCAAGGGUUUUGAAUGAAAACCAUCAGUCUUUCCACAUAGAGUAUGGUAGGGUACAUGUCAUGAAGGGAUGGGUCCAGUUUUUAUAUCAAGAGUUAGGGAACUUGUCUCUUCAAUAAAUUCAUGCUGACUACUGUAUGUAAACCAUGCCAAUGCAAGCAGUAAUUUGUUUGCAAGAUGUUUCAUUUGAUGUUUUGUUCUUCUCAAACAUCUCUUCCCAGAAGCCUGUUAUCUUUCCUACUAAGACAUCUGGCUUGAUAUUUCCUCUCUAUAGGGUUGUUUUUAUCUUUCCUUAAUUUAUUUGAUUGCAUCAUUAAUCAAAGGUUAAUUGGCAAGACUUUUGUUGGAGGGACCAUGAAAGAAAAUUUUUCUAGUUUUUGCAUGUUGUGUGUUUUUAAAAAUAGUUUGAAGUGUCUUUAUCUUUUAAAAUGUGUGUCUUCUUGUAAAUUUGAUUUUAGAAGCCCUAUCCUCUGAAUUCCGCUCCACAAGUUCAACCAGUGAAAGUCCACAAAAAAAAGAACAAUGGGAAAAAAGUGAACAGAAGACAAAGAUUAUGGAGACAGUGAAAUUGGAAGGUGAAAAAGAAAUUAAAAACUUGUAUUAAUUUACUAUGGAAAGUUUUUAUGAACAGUAAUAACAAGUAUGUGAUAAAUCUUCAAAGAAUAAUUUCGGUGCAAUAAUGUGGCAUCAAUAAUAUAAUAUAAUUGUACACAGCUGAAAACAGCAAUGGACAUAGAAGAGAACAAUGCAUAUACAAACUGUACUUUCUUGAGAAGAAUGCACUCAGAGGUCAGUUGAAAGAAAGAAAAAGGCCUGGUCCUGUGGAAAAAUGUCUUGAAAUUAUUAAAAACACAAUGCAUCACUCGUUCAACAUGGCGCACCAUAGGGUUAACAGAGGUGUAGAGGGGGGUCCAGAUUUUUACCAAGAUAGAACCAAUUGUUUCAUGACUAAGCUCAUGCUGACUAUGUAUACAAUAACAAUCUGCAGCUAGAAGUGAUUUGUUCAAGAAAUUUCCUAGUAUAUUUACCUUUCUGUCUGGUUGUAUUUAUCUUUGGCUCCAAAUAUAAAUAAAAUAAAAUAAGCUAAAGUAAAAAAUUGGCAAGGUUUUGGUUGAAGGAACUAUAAAAGAAAAUGUUACCUGUAUUUGUGUGUGGGGUUUUUAUAAAAAUGAUUUGAGGUGUGUUGUAUGGUUUUGAAUGUCAGUAUUUAGUGGUUGCCUCAUUAUUUGUUUUCUUUUAAAUCUGAUUUUAGGUGCCUCAUCAUCUGAAUUCCACUCCAUAAGUUCAACCAGUGAAAGUCCACAAAAUCAAGAAGAGCUGAAAAAAUGGAAACAGAAGACAAAGAUUGUUGAGAGAGAGAAACUGAAAGGUGAAAACAAAAUUAAAAGACAUAUUAGGAUGUUAAGGAAAGUUGUUGUGAACAGUAAUAACAAUUUAUUAUUUGACAAAGAUUUGAAGAAUUAUCUCAAUGCAGUAAUGCAGUGUUAGUAUUAUUUUAAGAGUACAACUUAUGGGGAACAACUUACAGCGUAUCUGCAGAGAGGCUGUGAAUGCUGAUCUCUCCCUGUACUUUUUGUCCUUAGCUACUUCACCCCUCACUGUAAUACCCACCACUGGUCAUGGAAAAGAAAUUAUAGGAAAAGCACAGGGAAGGAAAGGUGAACAGGAAGCUCAGUUUGAAUUAAUAUCUGUAGUAAAUAUGUUCAGUAUGUUCAGUUAUUAUGUCAAGUGUAAAAAAGUGUGCUUUUGGGAUUAAACAUUUAAGGUUGUAAGGGUCUGUAGGGUAAAACUAAACUGACAAUUAUUUGAAAUACUCUCAGUUCUUCAUUAAAAAUAUUAAUUUGAAAGAAAUUAAAACCCAAAUUAGUUUUACCUAAAUUUUGUAUUUAAGAUAAUUUUCAUGCACUAUAUAGAGAUGGUCACAUGACUUGUUGGUUUGCUGUGUUAUCAUCUCUCAAAUGAAAGUAACACCUUGAAUACUAAUAUUGCUGUAAAUAAUGUAAAAUAGAUAAAUGUAAAUUACUCCAAAUAUGAUUGUGCCUCAUUCUCUACUUAUAUUAAAGGGAAUUUGAGUUGGUUUGUGGAAUUAAAACAAUAAUUGUACUGUAUGUAUGUAUUUGAAAUGGAUGUUUUGAACAGCUUUCUCUAAAUCUAUCCUUAGAGCUACAGGUUGGUAUGCCUGUUUCAAACUAUUUAUCAGAAGAAAUGCUAAUCUCUCUCUGUAUAACUUUGUUUUUAGGCAUGUUGCCUCCCCUUGGAUCUUCCACCUCUGAUCCUGAAGAAGAACUAGAAGAGCUACGUAUGAAACUUCAAACUAUGAAAGGUGAAUGAAAAAGUGCUGUUAAAUUGACUUUGAUGGUAAAACUAAACCAAGAAUGCUUUUAAAUAAAUUUAGUUCUCAUUCGCAAUAUUUUUUUGAAAAGGAAAUUACACCCAAUGUAGUUUUCCGUCACUCUGUGCUUUGCUAUAAGAGAAAAUUAAGAUAGUAGAGGCUAGGUUGGUGAAACAGCAUAUAAUGAUAAACUUAGUUUUUUCAGUGUUGAUCUUAAAUUAUGCCUUAAAAACUGACUGUUGUGUAGCGUAGAUAGAUUUUGUACAUCAAAUACAAUCAGUUAAUGGCAUGUUGGUUUGACCUGUUAUCAUGUCACUAUUAAAGGUAACACCAUGAAUUGUUCUUUGUACUUUUCCCCUUAAAGUUGACUCCCAUUGCUGUGGACACCCUCGGGGGGAGAUUUAGUGUCUGUAAUAGCAAAAAGUGUGUAAUAAUGGGGUACAAGAGAAAUAAACAUUUGUUUUGUUUCUUAACAUAUGACAUAAAGUUUCCACAAACCAGAAAAAGAUCUGGCUGUAAGCAGAAAAUUUCAUAUGUUCACACCCAAUUGAAGAAUGGUUUCUUUAUUUCCCUUUUUCAUAAUGCUGGUUCAUAGUACGCUAGUCAUGAUUUUGGACAAAGUAAAUAAGUGUCUAUUAUAGCAAGAGAAAAAACAAGUGAAAAGUCAUGCUGGGGGGUAGGAAAGAGUCUGCAUUAUUGCAAUAGCAAGAGUCUGUUAAAGAGGGAAUUUAUCAGUCAUUUCUGUAUGUGUUUUUCCAGGAGCUGACUCUUGUCUGCAGUGGCAAGAUGUCUGUAAUAGUGAGGUGACUGCAGGGCUAGAGUUAACAGAAGAUUAAUCCAAAUUUGGCAUUAUCAUUUCCUUUCUGUCUGGUUGUAUUUAUCUUUGGCCCCAAAUAUAAAUAAAAUAAAACAAGCUAAAAUAAAAAUUGGCAAGAUUUUAGUUGGAGGAGCUAUAAAAGAAAAUAUUACUUGUAUUUGUGUGUGGGGUUUUUAUAAAAAUGAUUUGAGGUGUGUUGUAUGGUUUUGAAUGUCAGUAUUUAGUGGUUGCCUCAUUAUUUGCUUUCUUUUAAAUCUGAUUUUAGGUGCCUCAUCUUCUGAAUUCCACUCCAUAAGUUCAACCAGUGAAAGUCCACAAAAACAAGAAGAGCUGAAAAAAUGGAAACAGAAGACAAAGAUUGUUGAGACAGAGAAACUGAAAGGUGAAAACAAAAUUAAAAGACAUUAAGUUGUUGUGAACAGUAAUAACAAUUUAUUAUUUGACCAAGCUUUGAAGAAUUAUCUCAAUGCAGUAAUGUGGCAUUAGUAAUAUUCUAAGAGUACAACUUAUGGGGAACAACUUACAGCACAGCUGAAGAAGAAGAGAGGCUGUGAAUGCUAAUCUCACCCUGUACUUUUUGUUCUUAAAUACUUCACCCUUACUGUAAUACCCACCACUGGUCAUGGAAAAGAACUUAUAGGAAAAGCACAGAGAAAGGAAGGUGAACAGGAAGCUCAGUUUGAAUUAAUUUCUAAAGUGAAUGUGUUCAGUGUGUUCAGCUAUCAUGUCAAGCAUAGAGAAGUGUGCUUUUGGGAUUAAACAGUUAAGGUUGUAAGGGUCUUUUGGGUAAAACUAAACUGACAAUUAUUUGAAAUACUCUCAGUUCUUCAUUAAAAAGAUUAAUUUGAGAGAAAUUAAAACCCAAUUUAGUUUUCCCUAAAUUUUUUAUUUAAGAUAAAAAUUUCAUGCACUUUAUAGAGAUGGCACAUGAGUUGUUGGUUUUCUGUGUUAUCAUCUCUCAAAUGAAAGUAACACCUUGAAUACUAAUAUUGCUGUAAAUAAUGUAAAAUACAUAAAUAUAAAUUAUUCCAAAUAUGAUUGUGCCUCAUUUUCUACUUAUGUUAAAGGGGAUUUGAGUUGGCUUGUGGAAUUAAAACAAUAUACUGUAUGUUUGUAUUUCAAAUAGAUGUUUUCAACAGCUUUUUUAAAUCUACCCUUAGCUACAAGUUGGUAUGCCUGUUUUUAACUAUUUAUCCAUAGAAAUGCUAAUUUCUUGAAGUAUAACUUUGUUUUUAGGCAUGCUGCCUCUUCAUGGAUCUUACACCUCUGAUCCUGAAGAAGAACUAGAAGAGCUACGUAUGAAACUUCAAAUUAUGAAAGGUGAAUGAAAAAAUAGUGUUAAAUUGACUUUGAUGGUAAAACUAAACCAAGAAUGGUUUUAAAUACAUGUAGUUCUCAUUCAAAAUAAUUUUUUUGAAAGGAAAUUACACCCAAUGUAGUUUUUCGUCACUCUGUGUUUUGCUAGAAGAGAAUAUUAAAAUGGUAGAAGCUAGGUUAGUGAAACAGUGUUUAAUGAUAAACUUAGUUUUUUCAGUGUUGAUCUUAAAUUAUGCCGUUAAAAACUGACUGUGAUGUGGUUUAGAUAGAUUUUGUACAUCAAAUACAAUCAGUUAAUGGCAUGUUGGUUUAACCUGUUAUCAUUUUGCUAUUAAAAGUAACACCAUGAAUUGUUCUUUGUACUUUUCCCCUUAAGGUUGAAUCUUGCUGUGGACACCCUCGGGGGGAGAUUUAGUGUCUGUAAUAGCAAAAAUUUUGUAAUAAUGGGGUACAAGAGAAAUAAACAUUUGUUUAGUUUCUUAACAUGUGAAAUAAAGUUUCCACAAACCAGAAAAAGAUCUGGCUGUGAGCAGAAAAUUUCAUAUGUUCACACCCAAUUGAAGAAUGGUUUCUUUAUUUCCCUUCUUCAUAAUGUCGGUCAUGCCAGAUAGUCAUGAUUUUGGACAGAGUAAAUAAGUGUCUAUUAUAGCAAGAGAAAAAACAAGUGAAAAGUCAUACUGGGUGACAGGAAAGAGUCUGCAUUAUUGCAAUAGCAAGAGUCUAUCAUAGAGGGAAUUUAUUUCAUUCAUUUCUGUAUGUGUUUCUCCAGGGGCUGGCUCUUGUCUGCAGUGGCAAGGUGUCUGUAAUAGUGAGGUGACCACAGGGCUAGAGUCAACUGUAGAUUAAUCCAAAUUUGGCAUUGUUUCAUUCUCUACUUUAGCUGAAGAUGGUAUUGAGUUGGCAUGCAGUAAAAAUACAUAAUAGUUGUUUUUAACAAGGAUCAUUGGAGUUAUAAUGGAGAACUAAGACUAUUUUACUUUAACAUGACUAUAAUUUGCUGUUUGCACAGGUGUACCUGUUGUUAUCUUUUCUAUGUAAAGUAAGACACUGAAUUUUGAAAAGAUUUGUAUACCUUUGCUCCUAGGUUCUUCAUCUCCCCCUCUUCUCUCCACCAUUGAUCUUGAAGAAAAGCUGGGGAGCAUAUGUGUGAACCUUAAGAUGCUUAGAGUGGAAGGUGAAUAGAAAAAUUCAUUUCUUAUCAUUUUUAGGGAGAAACUGCAUGAUCCAAGAAUGCUGUCCAUAAAGUUUGCUUAGGUUUAAAAUGGGCUAACAUAUUAAAUAGGUAAAAACCAAACAUUUUUGGCACUAGGUCAUCAUCAGGGUGAUGAUGACCUAGUGUUGAAAAUGUUUGGUUUUUAUUACUUUUUUAAUAUUUUAGCCAUGUAAAUAGCUCAAUGCCUUUAAAUAUUUUCACUUUUUUUUCUUGUAAAUGCCUCUGAGAGAAAUUAUUCCUUAUCUGAGAUAUUAACCUUUUCCUGUCUUUGUUUUCAUCCAAGAAUACUGCUAAAUGCUCUCAGCUUUUAUUCAGUAACUUAGUUUAGUUAAGGAACGUAUUUUCAAUUCAGUUUUACCACUAAAUCCAUGAUUUCAGUCAAAGAUAGUAUUGAAUUGGCUGUGGCAUGUGAUAAUGAAACAAUACUUAGAGAUAGCUAAUUUCAUUGUUCUCUCCCUUGACCCCAAUAGAUGUUAUUAUGCCUUUACUUUUUAUAUCAGGUUAGGAACUAAGUACUAAAUAUAUUUCUGUGUACCUUUGCUCUCAGGUGGUUUUUCUUUCCUUCAAUUUUCAACCAUUGAUCUUGAGAAAAAACUAGCUGAACUAAUCAUGGAGCUUCAGAGGCUCAGAAUGGAAGGUGAAUAUAAAAUGUUUAUCGAUUCAUUAUCAGAGAGAAAUAAAUCCAAGAAUGCUAUUAAAGGCUUUAACCCUUGUAUCGAAUUAUCACUUCUCAAGGAAACCUGUUAUCUGAUUUUAUUAUUAUUGAUGAAUGCUUCCACUUCUUAUUCUAAUCAUAUACAUUUUCAAGGGAAACUUUUCCUUAGUAAAGAUAACCCUGCUGCCUUUAUGGCUAAUUUAUAGCUAAUAGGUUGCUGUCCUAUACUUUCAGGUAUUAUGUAAAGUGUUAGCUUUUAUAUGAAUUUUUUUCUUAAUUUAGUUUUUGUUAAUUCUGUGCUGUGGUGAAAGGGAGUAUUAAGUUGGCUGUGGCUUAUUAUGAUGAAACAAUUUUUCUAAAUGGUUGAUUUCAACAAUGACCAGAGGAAAUUAAUAAGGAAACUGACACUAUAAUUGUGCUAUCACAUGACUGUAACACAAUGUACAGCGUUAGUCUAAUGCCUGUUUUUAACCAUUUUUGUAAGGUAAGGCACUGAAUGCUAAAAACAUUGUAUCCUUCUAUUAACCUUUCCUUUCAGGUACUUUGCCUCCCCCUGAACUCUUUAUUGCUGAUCUUGAAGAUGACCUAGAAAGACUACGUGAAAAACUUAACAGACUCAGAAUGACAGGUGAGUGAAACAUUUGUAUUGGCCCCGUUGAACAGUGAAGAUACUAUUUUUAUCUUUUAUUUGUGAGGAUAAUGGUGUCGCCAUGGUUACUAACAUGACUAGCCAAUUACAAGAGAGCUUCCCGCUCAGGCCGGUUCUUUUGCUGUUAUAAAAUUUUUCCCUUCUUCAUUAGAAUUUUGACUUUUUGGAACAGAAAAUAUAAGUACUAUUGUCUUUAUUUGGCCUUUAUAACUUUAUUUCCCAGUUUCAUAACAUUUCUGUGACAGGCAUUUUGCGAUAGGUGACCACUUUAAUUGCAAUUCUUUGCUGUUUCGAAAAUGAAUAAAAAAAAGUUGUCUUUUAUGUAGGAAUUUCAUCAGUAUCUUUAGAAUAAACAGAACAUUACAUGGCCGCUUGGGGAUACUCGUGCUGAAAGUAUUUCUCACGAGUGAGCUCCGCUCACUCGUGAGAAUACUUUCAGCACGAGAAGAUAAAAUUCGUAUCCCCAAGCGGCCAUUUAAUAUCCUCUAUAACUUCUCUUAAAUAUCUAAGCCCUGCAUGCAACUUACAAAACAUCUGCGCCAGUCAUUACAUGUUAAAACAUGGAAUGGUGUGUAUCUACUCCAUAUUUAAGAUAAAUCCCUCCUCUUAUAUAAUACUUUCAACCAAGAAUGCUGUUAAAUUCUCUAAACCAUUUUGCUGUUUACUUCUUCUCUCAGGUAGAUCACAUCCCCUCGUUUCCACCAUUGAAGUAGAACUCGGCGAACUACUCAAGCAACUUCGGAAAUGGUGGAAGGAAGGUGAAUAAAUAAUGCACAUUUAAAGAGAAAAUAAUCGAAGUUGAAUGGUAUUAAAAUACUUCCAGUUCCUUGUAGGAUUACAUUACCGCUCGCGUAUACGUUAACCAAAAAGGGAAAAAUAAAACGCAUGCAAUUGCGAAUAAAAAAAAUGUGCGCGUCAAAAAAUCGCACGUGCGCGCAUAAGCUUGAUACGUCUGCCUCAGUAGUAUAUACGAGGUGGUCCUUUUGUUUUUCUAUUGUUGGCGGUUUACCGUUUUAAAGAAUAGACUACGAUGUAAUAGCACUAAGAUACAAUACGGCUACCAACGACAAGCAAACUUGUUCGUUUCAAUCACCGUUCUAACCGACCUUCCCGAUAUGCCGUUACAAACUACUGCGACUUCGUAAUCGGAAUAUAUAAAUAAUUUAUCAUUUUCCAAAUGAAUUAUUUUAUCAAAAUAGCUAUUUGUCACUCGGUUAAAAAAAAAAACAUCCGUCACAACGGCUUGGCAAUUCAAAAUAAAUUUACUCUCAGUGUAUCGUAAUUAGAAGCAGUUGAAGAAUCGGCUAAGGCGUCCGUUUGUAACCAGUUGUCGCAUUCUUAAUGCCAACCCGCGCGCGAAUGUUUAUUUCAUAGCUUUAUCAUCGGUGAACAUGCUGUUCUCGAAAACCGGUUCGUUCAUCGCGCCAUUUAUUAAAAAACUAAUAAGUUCCACUAACUUAUUUUAAUGGUUUUGUUUAAUGGUGUUGUUGAAAAAAAUUAAUCAUUAACUAAAACAAAAAUAAUUGAUUAGAUGAGAAAAAUAUUACAGUGAAUUUUAUGGGAAAUAUUAAAGGAAAAAGAAUUGUAGGAAAAAGAACUGUAGGGCUGAUUUAGACAACCAAAAAAAAGUAUUUUAAGCUUUCUGAAUGGCUAAUAAAAAAUAUAUAUAUUUAAUAUAAUUAAUACAUUAAUAUAAUAAAUAGAUCCUUAAAACAUUGUCAAAAGUUAUAUAUUUCGGCAAAACGAUACGAUUUCGUUACUUCAGUCGACGGCCCAAAGGUUAAACUAUGAAUGAAGCGCUGACAACUAGACUUUACUUACUUACAGAAUACAAGGAAAUUUAGAUCUUGUCAUGAGCUGUCAUAAAAACUUACAAUAAAAUUACGUGUCAUGCACCGUCAAUAAAUGAUUCGAAAAACGGGAACAUCGGAGUAUUUUUCUUUUUUCCUUUUAUUCGGGGUUUUUAUUGAAUGAGGGCGACAGUUCUUUUUCCUUUAAUAUUUCCCAUUAAAUUGACUGCAAUAUUUUUCUUAUCAUUUUUUUUUGGUUAAUAGUUAACUUUUUCCCACUUUUUCACUCGUGGUCACUCGUGCGUACUUUUAGACAUGAUCGUCAAAGUUGCAAUUGUUUAUUGUAUAGUAAAUGGUUUGAAGCCGGGGGUAACAUGCAAUAGUAUAGUUUGAUCGUCCGGGUGAGUGUAGUCCUGAGAAGGACUGUUGUCGGUAGUGGUGACUGACGUUUCGACAAUCUGAGCGGUAGUCAUCAUCAGAAUCAAGUGAAAGGUUGUUGUCAGUCGAAUGUACUUACUCCGGUUUGUGUACACUGAUUGGUCAGUUUUGCCGUGAUGUUAUUGGCUGUAAGACUCAAGUGGCGUAGGUCAGUCGUGAUUGGUCGGUUUGGAACCGUUAGUGAAGUUAGGUCGUUCUGUUCGGUUCGUUUGUAAUGCUAAUGUCGUGGAUGAGUUGUUUGUAUGGUGCCGGUAGUGGUUGACACCUGUUGAGGGAAGUCUUAUCCAAGUUAGUAAACCAGCUUUCCAGGGUCAGUCGUUGAAAGUAGUUGGUACUGUAGGUUAGGCAUUACGCAGAGUCCCGGUCAAUAGUGUGGUUCGUAAGUCGGUGAUGUUCAGCAAUGUGAUUGUUGACAUCGCCUUUCCUCGUCGCUCGUUUGUGUUCAGUCAGUCUAGUUGCGAGGUUUCUGCCAGUCUCACCGAUGUAGGAGGUGUGGCAGUCGGAGCAAUUGAUCUUAUAUACUGCUCCUUGUCUGUUCCUCGGUUCGUCUCUGUCUUUGAUGUUAGUCAGUAACUGACGUAGUGUGGUAAUAGGUUUGUGAGCGACGCGGAUAUUGAAUGGUUGUAGGAUGCGUGAGAUGUUCUCAGAUAUGCCCUUUAUGUAUGGUAUAGUGGCUGUGGUCGUAUGAGUUGCGUUGCCGUUAGCUUCGGUAGUAGUAGUAGGUCUGUGAGUGUUACGUUGGAUAAAGUCUUCGUUGUAGUUGUUCUUUGAAAAAACACGGUUCAGGUACUUGUUCUCGUCGGAUAAGCUGUCUGUCGUAUUACAUACUAAUUGCGCUCGUCGGGUAAGAGUCCUGAUAGUAGUGGCUUUGUGUGAUGUCGGGUUGUAGGAUGACUCGUCCAGUAAUCUGUCAGUAUGUGUCGGUUUCCUGUAAACUGUUGUCCGUAGUGAAUUGUCGUCACGGCUUACCAAGCAGUCUAGAAAAGGUAGUUUACCAUUUUCUUCGACCUCUCUAGUAAACUGUAUGUCAGUGUUUUGUUCGUUAAGGUGGUGGUGGAAUGCGUCGAUUUCGUCGUGUCGUACGGCAGUGAAAGUAUCGUCAACGUAGCGUAACCAAAGUGGUAUCGUCUGUCGGCAAGUCGAAAGGGCGCUUUCCUCGAUGUUCUGCAUCACAAUUUCUGCUACAACAACAGAAACUGGAGACCCCAUAGCUGUACCGUGUAACUGUUUGUAGUGUUUGCCGUUGUACUGAAAGUAAGUUGAUGUCAGGCAAAGGUUUAGUAAGUCCAUAAUGUCCUCUGUCGGUAGCGGUGGAGGGUCGGUAGAUUGUAGGAUAGCAGUCUCAGUAUAUUGUAAUGCCAGUUGAAGUGGAAUACUUGUAAAAAGCGAUUUCACAUCAAAUGACACUAGUUUGUAGUCGUCAGGUAUCUGUACAGUCUUAGUGGCGUUAAUGAAGUCCUCGGUGGAUUGUAGUUUUCGUCUGGAUUUGUCGGUGAGCGGUUGUAGUAUUGUUGUUAGGUACUUGGACAGUUGGUAUGUCGGAGAACCACAGAAGGAAACAAUAGGUUGCAUUGGGAAACCAGGUUUGUGUAGUUUCGGCAGAGCAUAAAGUUUCGGUGGCUGUGGUACUGAGCACCUUAGUCGGUAGUAGCGCCAUUCCGCCGUUCGGCCGUUCCGGCUUUUAGGGUUGCCCGAAAUUGGGAAGCAAUAUUAGUGAGUAUUCGCUUCGUUACUCGCUUAAUUAUACCCGUGUUUCGAUGCCUUUUGUAAGUGACAUUUUCCUUCCCAGCUAAUUCAUUAACAACUCAAAUCAAGCAAAUAUUCUGCUACUACUCGUUAUUCCAUAAAUUCGCGAAGCGAUGCGACAUGCGUAGCAGUCGAUGCGACAGUGUAGCAUUAUAGCUUUUUUCAUUAAGUAAAUUUUCCGUUGUCGACUCGUCUCAUUUUCAAACCUAAAAGUUCUUUGUUUUACACACCAAUGUAAUGCAAAGGAUACUUAUAGUACUGAAUAACAAAGGCACACGAGUUGCACAUUUUUUUCCACCGUGCGCGCAAAACAGUCGUAUAUGUGCGCCUGACUACCGUGCGUCUGAGCGUAUGUAAUUCGUCUUCGCAGUUAACACAUACGCGAGGGGUACUGUAUCAUUCAUAACUCUGAGGGACUACAAACCGAACUUCGUUAACAAACCGACCUGCCGACUAAUCAGCCCCACCAAAUCCGAGAUUGGCAGAAUCAGCAAAGCAAUCCUCGACAGAAUCAUCAACAAAAUCACGAGAGCAACACGGUAUCUGUGAUCGAGUGGUUUAAAGCCAUUAAAAACAAAAACGCACCACAGUUUUAUUUGCUUUGACAUCGAAGAAUUCUAUCCCUCCAUUAGCCAAGACCUCCUGAACAGAGCACUCGACUUAGCUUCAACCUACGACGUCACCAACGACGAAGAAACAUCAUGUAACACAUGCAAAACAUUCGAUCCUUAUGCACAAACAGCAACCUUGGUAAAAGAAGGUCGAUACAGCAUUUGACGUCCCAAUGGGCAGCUACGACGGUGCUGAAACAUGCGAGCUAGUAGGAAGCCUUCCUCCUUUCCCAACUUCGAAACAUCAACAUCAGACUUUUCAUUUCAAACGCCACACCCAGAGAAACAGAUAAAAGAAAAUUUGCCGAGGUUUUUUCGACGAGGCGUCGUAAGAAGUUGUUUCGUGAUGGUAGAGGAAUAUACAACCAUCGCAGAACGAUUUCUCACAACGCCUCGUCGAAAAAAUCGAGUAGUUUCUACGCAGAAUGCACUGGAAAGCUUACUUCUUCUUCAACCCUGAUACGACCACAUGCUCUUAAGACACAUACGACUUCAAGUCUACCAAGAACCCCUCUCGGAUCGACUAGUUAAAGGAAUUUGAAGAUGACAUGCUAAAGAUGAUAUUUACAAAACAUUUUAAACAUGUAGACUGAACAGUUUUUCAGUUAUUCUUAACAGAUUUUUUUCGGUUUUAGAGCAUUUUUGUUCAAAUAAAGGUAAUCUACUUUUACUUUUGAAAAAGUAAAAAAUCAAACAUUAUCAACACUAGGUAAACAUCACUAGGAAGAUUAAAUAUUCUAGCCAUGUAAAUAGCCCAAUGGCAUUAAAUGUUUUGAUAUUUUUUCCAGUAAAUACUUUUAAAAGAAAUUAUUCCCUACCUGAGAUAUUAACCUUUUUCUGUCUUUACUUUCAUCCAUAAAUACUGUUAAAUGUUCUCAGCUAUUAUUCAGCAACUAAGAAUUGGUUAGGAACAUAUUUUCAAUUCAGGUUUGCCUCUAAAUCCAUAAUUUCAGUCAAAAGUAGUAUUGAAUUAACCGUGGCAUGCGAUAAUGAAGAAAUACUUAAAGAUAGCUUAUUUCGUUGUUCUCUCCCUUGACCUAUACAGAUGUUAUUAUGCUUUAAAUUUUUAUAUCAGGUGAGGCACUAAGUGCUAAAUAUAUUUCUGUGUACCUUUGCUCUCAGGAAGUUUUCCUGUCCUUAAAUUUUCGACAUGUUAUCUUGAGGUAUUACUAGCUGAACUAAGCGAUGAGCUUCAGAGGUUCGGAAUGGAAGGUGAAUAUAAAAUGUUUAUUGAUUCAUUAUCAGAGAGAAAUAAAUACAAGCUUGCUAUUAAAGGCUUUCACCCCUGUAUCAAAAUAUCAUUUUUCAAGGGAAAUUAUUCCUUAUUUAAAAGAACCUGUAGUCUGAUUUUAUUACUAUUGAUGAAUACUUCCACUCUUUAUUCAAUUCAUUUAUUUUCAAGGGAAACUAUUCCCAAGUAAAGAUGAUCCCUCUUCCUUUAUACUUUUGGCUAUUAUGUAAAGUGUUAGCUUUUAUAUGAAAUUUUUCUUAAUUUAGUUUUUGCUAAUUCUGUGCUGUGGUGAAAGGGAGUAUUAAGUUGGCUGUGGCUUAUUAUGAUGAGACAAUUUUUCUAAAUGGUUGAUUUCAACAAUGACCAUAGGAGAUUAAUCAGAAAACUGACACUAUAACUGUGCUAUCACAUGACCCCAACACAAUGUACAGUGCUAGUUAAAUGCCUGUUUUUAAUCAUUUAUGUGAAAUAAGGCACUGAGUGCUAAAUACAGUGUAUCCUUCUGUUUACCUUUCCUUUCAGGUACUUUUCUCUCCCCUGCACUCUUAACUGCUGAUCUUGAAGAAAAACUAAAAAAACUACUCACAGAACUUGAGCGACAAAGAGAUAAAGGUGAGUAAAACAUGUGUAUUGGCUCCGUUGAACAGGGCAAAAGAAAUAUGGAAAGUGAUGCAAGGAAAUGGUUGCACUAGUAUUUUAGGCUUGUUUUUCUAAGUAACAAGCUGAAAGGUUUUAGUUUGCCAUAAAGGACUCCUAAUUAUAUUAUCUUCCCUCAAAUAUCUAAGUCCUGCAUGCAACUUGCAAAACAUCUCCACCACCCAUUACAUGUUAAAACAUGGAAUGAACUAACCCCUCCUCUUAUAUAAUGCUAUCAACCAAGAAUGCUGUUAAAUGCUUUAUACCAUUUUGCUUCCUUCUCUCAGUUAGUUUACCUCCCACUUUUUCCACCAUUGAAGUAGAAGUAGACGAACUACUCAAGAAAUUUCAGAAAUGGCGGAUCGAAGGUGAAUAAAUAAUGCACAUUUAGAGAAAAAAUAAUUGUAGUAGAAUGCUAUUAAAAUAUUUCCAGUUCCUUGUAGAAUAAUAUUACCGCUCGUGUAUACAUUAACCAAAAAACGCGAAUAAAACGCGCCAAAAAUCGCAUGCAAAUGCGAAUUUAAAAAAAUGUGCGCGUCAAAAAACUGCACAUGCGCGCAUAAGCUUGAUACGUCUGCCUCGUUAGUAUAUAUGAGGUAAUCCUUUUGUUUUUCUAUUGUUGGCGGUUUACCGUUUUAAAGAAUAGGCUAAAUAGAAAAACGAAUAGAAAAAAAUAGAAAAUAGAAAUAAUAGAAUAGAAAAACAAAAUAAUUAUAAGUUUUUGUAUAAAUGGCGCGAUGAAUAAACCAGUUUUCGAGAAUAGCAUGUUCACCGAUGAUAAAGCUAUGAAAUAAACGUUCACGCGUGGGUUUGCAUUAAGAAUGCGACAACUGGUUACCGAGAACGAAUUCUCAAGGCCGUUGUGACGGAUUUUUUUUUUUAUACGAAGUGACAAAUUUUGAUUAAAGAAUUCCGUUGGAAAAUGAUAAAUCAUUCAUAUAUUCCUAUUAUGACGUCGCAGUAGUUUGUAACAGCAUAUCGGGAAGGUCGGUUAGAACGGUGAUUGAAACGAACAAGUUUUCUUGUCGUUAGUAGCAGUGUAGUAUUUUAGUCCUGUUACAUUGUAGCCAAAAAAAGCAUGCAAUUGCGAAUUUAAAAAAAUGUGCACGUCAAAAAAUCGCGCGUGCGCGCAUAAGCUUGAUAAGUCUGCCUCUUCGUUCUUCGAUAAAUUCGCGAACCGAUGUGACAUGCAUUAGUGUAACAUUAUAGCUUUUUUCAUAACGUGAGUUUUCCGUUAUCGACUCGUCGCAUUUUCAAACCUAAAAGUUAUUUGUUCUACACAACGAUGAAAUACAAAGGAAAUUUAUAGCCCUGAAUAACAAAGGCACAUGAGUCGCGCAUUUUUUCGACCGUGCGAGCAAAACAAUCGUAUAUGCGCGUCCGACUACCCUGAGUCUGAGCGUACGUAAUUCGUCUGCGCAGUUAACAAAUACGCAAGCGGUACUGUAAAAUAUUUUCCAGGGAACUCCUGCAUAUGCAGCCUUCUACUGCAGUAAUUAUUAACAAUUGCUAUGCUCAUUGGAGGCCUUAUACAUCAGUUAUGUUCCUCCAUUGGCACCCAGCACUUAGACGGAGACUGUUUUCACGGGUUGUAAAUCCUGGCAACCCAGCCCAUGAGGAGAAAACCUCCCAUUGCACUAGAAAAUAAAAAUUGUAGAAGAAAAGGAGCAAAAUACCAGUGAAAAGUGAAUUUCUUCUUGGUGGAUGUUAAAAAAAUAUCUGGCUUCUUAGGAUAAGCUCAUUCUGGUCCUGGAAACUUUCAAAUUUUUCUAAAUAUGCAAAAUUACAUGUACUGUUUCAUGUUAUACACAGUUUGCGUGGUGCGCGCGUGCAGUGGUUUAGAUCUGCGCAAGUGUCAAGUGCGCGGUAUUGUAGUGGAUACUACUCCGGCUUUUUAUCAGAUUGCCAAGGCGUUUUUAAUUGUAUCCAUUUACACCCUUCAGUUUGUUAAGGCACUGCAAACUUUAAUGUACGGGUCAAAGCCAGAACACAGUGUUCACAUGCAGUUUGUAACUUGGAUUUUGUUAAUUGAACGUUGAAGAGCCUUUGUGGAAGCUACCUUAGAGUUACAAUAAUCACAUGUGCUACCUGACGUUAUUAACUUUACCUCAUACUAUCGCUGGCCACACCUGUGGGUAAUAUGAAGAGAAUCCUGUGUUGGGAUUGACUAUCUAAACAGACACUCCUUAGUACAGGAGGAGGAGUAUGUAGGAGGGUCUCAAUGAAGUUAACCAUAAACCGUAAAAUGGAAAAAAAAAUAGCCUUAGGCAUAAAAAUCGACAAAUUUCAACUGUCAGUCGUAAAAAUGGAUUACUGAAAAAAUUUUUCUUUAAAAUUCUUUACAGAUUUUUGCAAGAUUUUCAUUGGAGGGGCUAUGAAAGAAAAUGUUUCUAGUUUUUACACGUUGGGUGUUUUUAAAAAUAGUUUGAGGUAUGUUUAUGGUUCAAAAUGUUUGUCCUCUUGUAAAUCUGAUUUUAGGUGGUUUAUCCUCUGAAUUCCACUCCACAAGUUCAAUCAGUGAAAGUCCACAAAAAAAAGAACAAUGGGAAAAAAGUGAACAGGAGGCAAAGAUUGUGGAGACAGCGAAAUUGGAAGGUGAAAAGGAAAUUAAAAAAACUUAUAUUAAGUUAUAUGGAAAGCUGUUAUUUUUGAAGUUAAUGUAAUUGAAACUUGUUGCUCAUUAUGUUCAGCUACUACCAGUAAGCCAAGUAAAAAGUUGUAUUGUAUUGCAAGUUAUUGACUAUUUAAUGUUCUUCAUGUUUGUUGAGUUUUUCCCUUUGUUAUUGGGAAAAGUACCCGCUUUUAAGUGGAUUUAGUUGAUCUACCCUUAAAACUGAUAUCAAAGCACCUUGAAAUGAAUAAAAAGAUGUGGGGCUUACUACUUUCAGUUGUUUUUGCUGACGUGUUGAAGUCUAACAUGGGUUCCAGUUUGGGUUCAGAUCCCCCUGACAUGCUCCAAGAAAAAAAAGAAAACAAUUUAGCAAAUCACUGACUUGUUGUUUUGAUGCAUUGACAUUGAAGAAGUGGAAGAAUUCAUCCGUGCGUAAAUUGGCCUAAAAAGUUGUAGGAGUGAAGCCAUGAAACUUCAGGAAAAAAAUGAGAAAUCAAGAAAGAACGUGAAUGUGGUUUUAGUCAUCUUUUAGAAUAGAAAUUAAUGUUAUUAAUAAGCAAGAAUGCUUCUGUCAGCAAUUAUGAAAAAUGAUACUUGUCAAUGUAAAUUAUUAGAAAUGUGUCUCUGCCUCAUUCUCUUCUCUAGUUAAAGGUAGUGCUGAGUUUCCAUGCAAUGAAUUAAGGAAACGUUACAUACAUUUAGAGUGAUUACUUUUGCAGUUGUUCUCAUUGGUUUUUUUUUUGGUUUUAAAGCUUUUGUUUUUAAAUGAAGGUAAUCUACAGUGUACAUGUACCUACUAGUAUCUUUAAAUGCAAGUUAGUAUGCCUUUUCCCAACUAUUAAUUAGUAGAAAUGGUAAUAUCUCCCUGCAUACCUUUGUUUAUAGGCAUGUUUCCUCUUCCUGGAUCUUCCACCUUUGAUCUUGAAGAAGAACUAGAAGAGCUAUGUAAGAAACUUCGAAUAAUGGAAGGUGAAUAAAAAUAUGCUGUUAAAUUAAAUUUUGUGGUAAAACUAAACCAAGAAUGCUUUUAAAUACAUUUAGUUCUCAUUCAAAAUAUUUUUUUUGAAAGGAAAUUUCACCCAAUUUAGUUUUCCCUCACUCUGUGUUUUGCUGUAAGGGAAUAUUAAGAUGGUAGAGGCUGAGGAUGGUGAAACAGCAUAUAAUGAUAAACUAAGUUUUAUCGGUGUUGAUCUUAAAUUAUGCCUUAAAAAACUGACAAUGAUGUAGUUUAGAUAGAUUUUGUACAUCAUAUACAAUCAGUUAAUCACAUGUUGGUUUGACCUGUUAUCGUGUCGCUAUUAAAAGUAACACCAUGAAUUUCACUUUGUACCCUACCCCUGAGGGUUGACUCCCAUUGCUAUGGACACCCUCGCAGGGAGAUUAAAUGUCUGAAAUAGCGAAAAGUCUGUAAUAACGGGGUGCGAGAGAUAGGAAAUUGUUUCGUUUCUUAACUUAUGAAAUAAAGUUUCCAACGUGGCCUCACAAACGGGAAAGAGAUCUGGCCGCAAGCAGGAAAUUCUCAUGUUCACACCCUGUUGAAGAAUGGUUUCUUUUUUUUCCUUUUUCAUAAUGUCGCUUUAUAGUAUAUUAGUGAGGAUUUUGGAUGAAGCAUUAAGUGUCUGUUAUAGCAAGAGAAAAGAACAAGUGAAACUUCGUGUUAGGGGGGCUUGAAAGUGUCUACAUUUCGGUAAAAGGAAGAGUCCGUUUUAAAGGGAAUUUAUUUCGUUUCUUCAUGCUUUUCCCCCGGGGCUGGCUCUUGUUUGCAGUGGCGAGGUGUCUGUAAUAGUGAGGGGUACGCAAGGCUAGAGUAAACUGUAGACUAAUCCAAAUUUGACAUUGUUUCAUUCUAUACUUUAGCUAAGGAUGGUAUAGAGUCGGCAUGUGGUAAAAAUACACAAUAGUUGUUUUCAACGAUGAUCGUGGAGUUAUAAUGAAGAACUUACACUGUUUACUUUAAUAUGACAAUAAUUUGCUGUUUGCACAAGUAUAUCUGUUGUUAUCUUUUAUGUUUAAAGUCAGACACUGAAUUUUGAAAAGCUCUGUAUACCUUUACCCCCAGGUUCUCUCCACUCUCUCCCCACCACUGAUCUUAAGGAAAAGCUAGAGCAAGUAUUGGAGGAAACUGAGAUGCUGAGAAUGAUAGGUGAAUAGAAAAAUUCAUAUCUUGUUAUUUUUUAGAGAGAUACUGGUACAAGAAUGCUAACAACUCUCCAUAAAGUUUGCUUAGGUUUAAAAAAUAAACUAAGAUAUUUAAUACGUAAAAACCAAACAUUUUCGAAACCAGGUCAUCAUCAGGGUGAUGAUGACCUAGUGUCGAAAAUGUUUGCUUUCUAUAUUUUUUAAAUAUUUUAGCCAUGUAAAUAGCUCAAUGCCAUGAAAUGAAUUCAUAUUUUUUCCAGUAAACACUUUAAGAGAAAUUAUUCCCUACCUGAGAUAUUAACCAUUUUUUGUCUUUACUUUCAUCCAAGAAUGCUGUGAAAUGUUCUCAGCUGUUAUUCAGUAACUUUGUUUUGUUGAGGAAAAUAUUUUUAAUUCAGUUUUGACUCUUAAUCCUCAAUUUCAGUUAAAGGAAGUAUUAAAUUGGCUGUUGCAUGUGAUAAUGAAAUAUUAUUUAUAGAUAGGUUAUUUCACAAUGAUAUAAUGGAAAACUUGCAUUAUUGUUCUUUCACUUGACCUCGAUACACGUUAUCAUGCUUUAACUUUUUUAUCAGGUGAGGUACUUAGUGCUAAAUAUAUUUCUGUGUACCUUUGAUCUCAGGUGAUUUUUCUUUCCUUCAAUUUUCAACCAUUGAUCUUGAGAAAAAACUAGCUGAACUACGUAUGAAGCUUCAGAGGCUCAGAAUGGAAGGUGAAUAUAAAAUGUUUAUUGAUUCAUUAUCAGAGAGAAAUAAAUCCAAGAAUGCCGUUAAAGGCUUCCACCCCCGUAUCGAAUUAUCACUUUUCAAGGAAAAUUAUUCCUUAUUUAAAAUAAUCUGUUAUCUGAUUUUAUUACUAUUGAUGAAUGCUUUCACUCCUUAUUCAAAUUAUACAUUUUCAUGGGAAACUAUUCCUUAGUAAAGAUGAUCCCUCUUCCUUUAUAAUUAUUAAGUGAGAUAGUUAUCUAAUACUUUCAGUUCUUCAUAUGAGCCUAGUACAAUGUGAAGUGUUUGUUAAAUGCCUGUUUUUAACCAUUUAUGCGAGGUAAGGCACUGAAUGCUGAAUACAGUGUAUCUCUCUGUUUACCUUUCCUUUCAGGUACUUUGCCUCCCCCUGAACUCUUUUCUACUGAUCUUGAAGAUGAACUAGAACGACUUACACGACUUCUUAUGCUUGAACCAAGAGAAGGAAUGAAAGGUGAGUGAAACAUGCGUAUGGGCUCCGUUGAACAGGGCAAAAGAAAUAUGGAAAGUGAUGCAAAGAAAUGGUUACACUAGUAUUUCAGGCUGGAUUUUUUAAGUAACAAGCUGAAAGGUGAAACACUUUCUCUGAGUUUGUUAUAAAGGGUUCCUAUUAUUUUCUCUCAAAUAUCUCAGCCCUGCAUGCAACUUGCAAAAAAUCUGCGCUGCUCAUUACAUGUUGAAGCGUUGAAUAAUAUGUAUUUACUCCAUAUUUAAUAUAACCCCUCCUCUUAUAUAAUGUUACCAACGAAGAAUGGUGUUUAAAAAUUCUUUAAACCUUUUUGUUGUUUACUUCUUCUCUCAGGUAGUUUACGUUCCCUUUUUUCCACCAUUUAUACAGUACAUGAACUACGCCAGGAACUUGAGGACGUCAAGGUGGAAGGUGAAUAAGUAAUGUACAUUUAGAGAAAAAAAAAUUUUAUUAGAAUGCUAUGAAACACUCCCGCUUCUUUAUCGAAGUAUCUUUUUCCACUGAACUCCUGCACGUGCAGUCUUUUUCUGCAGUAAUUAUUAACAACCGCAAUGCUUAUUAGAGGCCUAAGAUAUAAAUUACAUUAUUACAUUGGCACCCAGCACUUAGAUGGAGACUGUUUUCACGAGCAACCCAGCCAUCAGCCGUCAUGCAGUAAGGAGACAACCUCACAUUGCAUUAGAAAAAGAAAAUAAUAAAAGAAAGGAAACAAAAGCUCAGGGAAAAUUGAAUUUCUUCUUAGCACGUGUUAAAAAAUAACUGGCUUCUUAGGAUAAGCUCAUGCUGGUCUUAGAAACUUCCCAAUUUUGGUACAUAUGCAAAAUUACAGGUACUGUUUCAUGUUAUGCGUAGUUUCGUGGUGCGUGCUUGCAGUGCACGGGAUUUGCACGCACAUCAAGUGCGCGGUACUGUCGUGAAUCUUGGAUACAACUCUAGCAUUCUAUCAGAGUGGUUAGGCAUUUUUAAUCGUAUCCAUUUACAACCUUGAUGUGUUAAGACCCCGCAAGCGUCAAAUUGUGCUCUAAUUCAGAACAAGGUGUACACAUGCAGUUUUUAAAUUGAGUUUGUGUGUCGAACGUUGAGGAGCCUUUGUGUAAGCCACCUCAGAGUUACGAUGACCACAUCGCGUUACCAGAGGUUAUUAGCAUUUCCAUAUUGCUGCUUCAAUAGUGCAUGUAGUACUAAUGCAUGUGAGUGAACUGUAGUACGUGUAGGAGGGUCUCAAUGGGGCUAACCGUUAAACGUAAUAUAGCAAAAACAUUUUGCCGUCAGUCGUAAAAAUUGACGAAUUUCAACGUUAGUCUUAACUUAAACGUAAUAUAGCAAAAACAUUUUGCCGUCAGUCGUAAAAAUUGACGAAUUUCAACGUUAGUCUUAACAUAACGUAACUGUUUAUUCACAAUUCAAGUUUUAAUGAAAGGUAAAAAGGAAACAAAAGAGGUUACCCUUUCAAGUUUGUUUCCUAAAAUAAUUAAAAAUUACGGUAAAAUAGUUCAAAAUUUCCUAAAACAUUAGUAAAAUGGCGUCUGACUCUGUUCUUGAAAAUGUUUAGAGUUUCUGCCUCUGCAUCUUUUUUAGGUAAAUUAUUCCAUUCAUUGACUAUAUUUGCACAGAAAGAAUACUUAAAACUGUUCAGCUUUGCGGGCAAUGGUUUAAGUUUAUGGCGAUGGUUGGUUCUUAAUGGUCGAAAAUCAUGUGCAAAUGUAAAAUACUCAAAUGGGUGAAGCCCGUUAAGACGGUUAGCCGUCUUAUAGCACUCGGUAAGCGAAGAAAAUAAUCUUCUCUGAUGUAGAGUUAGCCAUUUAAGGACCUUUAAGCGCUCUUCAUAUGACAUAUCUCGGGCAAUGUUUCUGAUUGCAUAUCUAGGUGUUCUGCGUCGUACUUUCUCUUAAAUAACCGAAUCCUUUUUGAGGUGUGGAGACCACACUGGAGAGCAGCACUGAAGUAUUGGACGUACUAAACUCAUAUACAAUUUCGAGAACAAUUUAGGAUUCCUGGGGCCCUUUCUUCGACCUAUAAAUCGGAGAACGUUGUUUACCUUGUUUUCAGGCUCCAUGAUAGAUUUGAUGUGAUGUGAAUUCCAAGAUCCUUAACUUAUUUAUUUAUUUAAGGAUUUGUGCAAAGUAGUACCGGAUAGUUUUCUUUUUUAAAUGUCUUCAUAUCUUUAGGUAUAUUGUUCCACAAAUUUGCUAUCCUAUUAAAAUAGAAGUCCCAUUAACCUAUUUGCGUUAGCAACUAUCAUGAGUAUAUAAUCCUUCCAAGAGGUGUCAUUUACGAUCACUACCCCUAAAUCUUUUUUAGUUGAGACAACCUCCACAUCUAUACCAUUUAUACUAUAGCUACGAUAUGAACUAAUACGCUUCCUAGAUAUACGCAGAUUACUGCACUUUGUAGGCUGAAAAUACAAUUAAUUUGACAAGGACCAAGUUGUAAGCGAAACUAAAUCCUGCUGCAAUUUCGAAAAAUCAGCAUCAUUAUUUAUGAUCCCAUAACAUCUAGAAUCGUCAGCAAACAUAGCCAGCGUCACACUAUUAAUUACAUUUGGCAUGUCAUUUACAAAUAAUAAAAAGAGAAUCGGUCCUUGAAGUGACUCCUGGGGUACACCUGACCCAAUGCCAGUCCAAUUACUGAAAGUUCCAUUUAUAACCACUCUUUGACGCCUUCCAGUUAGGUAUGAGUAAAACCAGGCGAGUAGGGGAUCAUCGAUUCCAAACGUUUUUAGCUUCAACACGAGCUUUGCCGGGCACACAGAAUCGAAAGCCUUGGCAAAGUGCAAGUAAAUUAUGUCUGAUUCUAACUUGCGGUCCAGUGCAUGACCAAUGUCAUAGAAUACUUUAAUAAGCUGAGUAACGCAAGACUUGCCCUUCUGAAAACCAUGUUGAAAAGGAUACAAGAUCUUCUUAACGUGAGGGACAAGGCGCGAGGCCACACACUUCUCCUGAACUUUAGAGAUCACUGGAAGUAACGACACGGGGCGAUAAUUUUCGGCAAACUCUCUUUUCCCUCAACUAUAAGGUUAGAUUACAAAGAGUUAACCAAAGAAAUAUUUCUUUUGAACUCCUUAACAAGAAAAAGUUAGCCCUAAUAUGGCCAAAAUUUUAACCGUUAGCCGCAAAAGCCAUCACCCCAUUGAGACCCUCGUGUAGCUCGUGCAUUAACAAAACGUGUUGGUGGUAUCUUCAAAUGAUAAAUUUAAAUUUGAUCCCAAGCUUGUCCGUGAUCUUUCACAGUUAAUGACAACAUUGACUCUUGCGUUGUCUUUUAAGUAGUUCCUCAUUUUAAUAAUUUCUCUGAACUGAGAAUGUGACCUUAAGUACUAAAAUAGUUUGUGUCUUUUUGUGUCCUUCAUGAUAGCAUUAGAGAACGCCAUGUAUCCGACCAUUAGAUCAGGACUGGCGAAGUUUGAUGUCAGCUUACCCGGGGAACUCCAGAAAUAUGUCAGCACCUUAUUAAAUGAGUCAGCCAAACUUCACUUCCGCAAGCAAGGUACUUAACAUUGUUAAAAUAAGCUUGUAUUGGCUUUGAAACAUAUGUCCAGCUAUCUAUAUUCGGUGGUAAGAUUAUUGAGAAAUGCUGGGUUUGUGUAAUGGUCAAGGAAUUUUUCUUUUAACCCAGAUUUGUGAUCUAGUGUUGGGUUUUUUUCAUUCUCAGUAGAUCUGGUACCUUAAUGUAAUCAUCAAAUGAGCUGCGCGGUCUAAUGCCCGUUCCUAAUAAGAAAAGAAAAGAUUUAUAAAUAAACCCCUUUAUGAAGGCCAUGCGCGGUUGCCCUGGCAGGGGCAUUAAAAGCUGCGGGGCCAAGCGUGCGUCCAUGCGAGAAGAAAGUAGAAUGAGUAGAGCGGCGUUCAUGGACUAAAAAUCUGAUUGACUGAGUAAGAUCAAGCUGGACCCACAUGACCCCUCUACUCAGUCCAUAAGUGCAUAGAAUUCUGAUGUUAAAGCUGGUCGCUUAUGUGGUGUAACUUUAGUACUUUAUGAUCGUGUUUUCAAGAAAAGACAUCUCUUUCCAUUUAUCAACACUAGUACUUCGUUGUUAUGUUUGCAAAGUGAAAACAGUUUUUUUCUCUUGUGUUCUUGAAAAUAUUCUGAAACUUUAAAACCAGAUUUGGGAAAAAACAACGACAGCAUGCAACUUUUCUCGCACGCAUUUUCGACUCUAAGAGUUUUAGAUUACUAGGGAGGGGAAAGAUGAUAUUGGAAUAAAACUUUAUGACAAUGAAUUACUCCUUCGCAAAUGAUUUGCUGACAUUUUAAGACUUCUUGGAAAACAAAAAGAAAAAGGGCCUAGCUUAAUGUUUUUGGUAUCGCACGACCUUUAUUGUUCAUUCUGUCCGUCUCCUUGUUUUCCCAACUGGUUUCCUUUUACUUGGGAUGAUUCAACAAUAAGUCGAAACACGGAGACUCGAUUUUUUCUUGUUUCCAAUUUGUUUAGGUAUUUUUUGUCAGUUUUUGGACAAAAACAAUGUAAAGGUAGUUUUUUUCGCUGUAUUGUUUUCAAGUAAAAAUUAAUAUUUCUUUUGUUUUAAUCCUUUAGUACUCCAACCACCUCGUGUCUUGGAGGAAUUACGAGAAGCAAUGGAUAAAGACGAAUUGAUAGCAUUCCUUACUAUUCACAUCAGAGAAGGUGCAUGGCAGGUGGUGCUGCUGUUUACGGAUGAGCUCCCCAGGGUUAAACUACCACGGGACUGGUGUGGUAUAAUUCAUAACGAGGACGAGGACGAGGAGGUGUCUAAUGAAGUGAUAUACAGUUCGACUUCAGGCAUAUUGAAUGUGUGGCCAACAGAGUACGACCCUGAUUUGAUAACACUGUGUAAAGCGAUCACCAACAGGGACUGGAAAGUAACCAGAUUAAUUCUCUCAAGGAGUCGGAUAUCUGAUGAAGGUUUGAAGAACUUGAGUACAGCGCUUCCUCAGAGUGAACUUUACAGCUUGACACUGCAUGGCAAUGAUUUACAAAGUCAAGGAUUAAAAUACCUGUGUGAAGUGCUGAUCAGUAGUGACUGCCACUUAACCAGCUUAAACGUCAGUUUCAAUAGGUUAGGAGACGAAGGAAUCGUGCUCUUGAGUAACGCGCUAACCAGCGUUAACUGCAGAUUAACCACCUUAAACGUCAGUGAUAAUAGGUGGGGAGACGAAGGAAUCGAAUACUUGUGUAACGCACUAACCAGCAUUGACUGUACAUUAACCAGCUUAAACGUCAGUGACAAUAAGUUUGGAGACGAAGGAAUCAUGCACUUGUGUAACGCGCUAACCAGCGUUAACUGCAGAUUAACAAGCUUAAACGCCAGUUACAUUCAGUGGGGAGAGAAGGGAUUGAAACACUUGUGUGAUGGACUUACCAGCAGUAACUGUGUGUUAACCAAAUUGAAAAUCGGUUCUAUUAGAUUAGGAGAUGGAGGAAUCAAAGAAUUGUCUGGAGCUUUAACCAACGGAUUCUGUACAUUAACAAGUUUAGACAUAAGCAACAAUAAAUUUGGAGAUGAAGGAAUCAAGCACCUGUGUAAGGCCUUGACUGAUACCAACUGCAAACUACGGAGCUUAGACUACCACGGAAAUCGGAAUGUAACUGAUAAAGGCAGAAAAUAUUUGUCUCAAAUGUUAACUGGUACUGAUUGGGAAGUUAGAGGAGCACAACUUUCCCGUUCAACUACAAAGUAGACCAAGUAACAAGUCAGAGUCAUAGAGACCUGACAGGUUCCUCCUGUUACGUUUCGCUUGUCAUGAAAUAAAUUCCAUUUUUAUAAAUGACAACUUAGAGAUUACUGUUCAAGGUGCUUAAUUAGAUAACUGACCUUGUAGUCACUAUCACUUGUUGAACGGAGUAUUAAAAAUGACCAGCAGUGAGGCAGUCGAAACAUCGCGAUCAAGAAUUGAGAAAUGACUCAGUAUCAUGACACAAAUGAUUAUUUAACGUUCAUUAUUCGAUAGACGAAUUUCUCUGUGUUAAAAAAAUAGGCUAUAAAUGCAACUGCAAUUUCGUAUAACGGGUCUGUUGGCAAUAAUGUUGUUACUUUUGUAACAAAAAGUUUCAAACUACAGACAAUAGGUUAUACUGGUGAUUUAGCUGUAAUGAGAUGCCAAAAAUAUUGAAAUAAGAGAGAUGAUAAGUUUUGAGCUCGGUAAAGAAAUAGAGAAGGAUAUUUUCUUCGCCUUGUCACGAGCGAGGGACAAAGGAAAAGUUCUGAGUCCCCAUGUCAUAUGAACUUCAUAAUAGACCUCACUUACCUCGGAGUCUCUGUGGCUCAGAGGUAGAGUAUCAGAGCGCGGAAUCCAAAGGUCUGAGGUUCCAUUCCUCAUGGGAACUUUUUCUUGUCUCGUAACAAGACGAAAAAAAACAUCUUUCUCAAUAUUGAAUUAUUUUUUUAUAACUUAUGUAAUGAAUAUCGUUGUCUUCUAAGAGAAAACUUUUAAAAGGUCUGUAUGAACUAGUGACUUAUAAAUAAAGUAACAACAUAUUUUUCUCAAUUUUUAGUGGCUUUCAAUUUUUAGUUGGUGGAUUCCAAGAGUGUAUUGUUUAAGCUUAAACGAAAUAUACUUGGACAAAAAGGAAUAUUUUGUUCUGCCUUGUUCGUUUUCGAAGCCAAAUGUAGGCGUUGUACAACCAAUUGUACACUCGUUCAAAUGAGUUUAUUUGGACUUUACAUAAGUCAUUUACGCAAAGCUUGUACUCUAACUCGGAAUUUUUUUUCAUCUGAGCUAAUGAUUUUAUGAAGAGCAGAGUUAUGUAUUACUCUAAAAUUACACAUUAAUGCUAGGAAAUUGUUUUACGGGUUACGUAGUCCUUAUAAUGUAUAAUCUCUUUUUCAGUUUACUGUAAUAGUUCAGAAUGUAAUCUAAUAGAUAGUGUGUAAGUUAUUGUUCCAAAAUUCUCAACUCUCUGUAGAAAUCAUAUUUUACAUAUAUAUUAUAUAUUUUUUAAAGGACCACACUAAACUGCGAACUUUUUUAACCAAGGACAUUGAAUAUGUGCAAGGACUGCAGUU
This is a messenger RNA of Pocillopora meandrina, 30072 nucleotides long. NCBI's taxonomy places the organism in Eukaryota, Metazoa, Cnidaria, Anthozoa, Scleractinia, Pocilloporidae. The record is from the annotation of a GenBank genome assembly.